Paramecium pentaurelia is the source of this 512-nucleotide messenger RNA. The record is from the annotation of a GenBank genome assembly. NCBI's taxonomy places the organism in Eukaryota, Ciliophora, Oligohymenophorea, Peniculida, Parameciidae.
AUGUCUGUUAUUAGGGAAUUGAGUCAUCAAAAGAGAAACGUUGUGUUAGAAUUGUUUGGUACAUCAAAAAGAAGAAUUGAAUAAAAAGAAAAUGUAUAAUCACCUAUCAAUCGACCUUCUAAACGAUUUAAUUAUCCAUAAUCUAGCAAUGCGAGUAAAUUAUUUCAGAUCCUCAAACAGACUCCUUCAAUUAAAUAAUCUGUGUUUAAGUCUUCAAAGAAAAACAAUGAAAGCAUUGGAUUAAAUGAAAGCCUUUGCCGAAAAGUAUCUAAUUUCAUUAAUAUAGAAAAUAUUGCAUAUUGAUAUUUAAGAACCUAGGACUUAUCUUAGACAAGUUAUUUCUCCUUAUAGAGAUUUUCGAUCAUAAGUCUCAUUUGAUAAUGCCCCUUAAACUUGUGUGGCAGCUCCUCGAAAAAUUAGUUAGCCUUAAUAAUUCAAUUAACAAAAGAAUUCUGUUCGAAGAUCCAAUAGUUUCAGAGAUCUUUUCAAAAGCUAAAUUACAUUUGGUUGAU